This is a messenger RNA of Musa acuminata AAA Group (dessert banana), 1336 nucleotides long. RefSeq lists its product as uncharacterized. The coding region runs from base 105 to 887 and encodes 260 amino acids. The transcript has a single exon. Gene Ontology annotation, cellular component: plasma membrane. NCBI's taxonomy places the organism in Eukaryota, Viridiplantae, Streptophyta, Magnoliopsida, Zingiberales, Musaceae. The record is from RefSeq and is a predicted model, not a curated record.
UGUUCACCUACUAUUUACACUACUCCAAGUGUGUGUGUGUGUGUGUGAGAGAGAGAGAGAGAGAGAGAGAGAGAGCGAGAGAGGGGUAAGGUGGGAGAAGAGCGAUGGAGGCGUCGAAGCGUCCUACCUCCGCGGCUCCCCGGGCCGUGAACGGGAACGGAACCGCCGCCGCCUCAAAGGGAGGUGCCUCCCGUCCCACCGUCCCACCCACCAAGGCGCAGCAGUAUCGGCUACCCUACCGCCCCCAGCGGCGGCCUUCGCCCCGACGCAAGCGCCGCUGCCACCAGGGCUGCUGUCGCAUCUGCUGCCUGUGGCUCACCCUGCUGCUCAUCGCCCUCGUCCUCCUCGCCGCCAUCUCCGCCGGCGCUAUCUACGUCCUCUGCCUUCCCCAGCGCCCCUCCUUCUCCGUCUCCUCCCUCCGCCUCUCCGCCCUCGACGUCCGCUCCGUCGACCUGCUCACCUCCCGCCUCGACCUCUCCGUCACCGUCCGCAACCCCAACCAGAGGAUCGUCUUCGUCUUUGACGACGUCGCCCUCUCCGCCUCCUCGGGCGGAGUCACGAUAGGUGAGGGAACGAUCCCGGGCUUCGUCCAGGGCACCGACAACACCACGGUGCUCAAAGCCACCGUCUCGAGCUCGGGGCGGAGCCUGGACCCGACGGAGGCGUCGGGUCUGCGGCGGAAGAAACGGCAUUCCUUGGAGAUCCAUCUCGACACCAAGGCCGGCAUUAAGUUGGGAAGAUUCAAGUCGAUGCACGUGGGGAUCAGGAUUUCAUGCAAGGGGAUUGAGGCGUCGGUCACCAAGGGCAACGCCACCGCCGGCUCAACCAAGGGCGCGGCCAAGUGCAAGGCAAGACUUCGUGUCAAGAUCUGGGGCUGGACUCUCUAAGAGACAUAUCAGUGUCUAUCUAAUUUGAUCUUCCCAAAGCCAAACGUACAAGGUAUACAUAUAUAUAUAUAUAUAUAGAGUUUUCCUCGAUUCUUUUGUGCGUCUUAGGAGUACAGUUGUAUCGAUCUAUCUAUCUUCUGAGGAGCGAUCUCCCGUCAGACUCUAUUGUUUCCCUUUUCCCCUGAUGGAAGUCUGUCAUUAUUGAAGUCAUGGUUUGCCUUUCACCAGAAGUCCAUGGGUAAGCAUUGCUCCUUUUGAAAGGACGAUUUUAAGAGUAAAGAAAAGGAGGUGGCGGAGGGAGCCCAUACUCUCAUGCAUGUCGGUGGUAGGAUCACGUUCACUCGCCUCGUCAUGUAUUUAUAUAUAAUACUUCUUCAGAGUUUGUAUGAACUGGCCUACCCACACUCUUCCAGUUCCAAUGUACUCGCUGCCUGAUGCGUUGCAGAGGU